This is a messenger RNA of Telopea speciosissima, 1305 nucleotides long. Its product is annotated as UDP-rhamnose/UDP-galactose transporter 6-like. Lineage: Eukaryota; Viridiplantae; Streptophyta; Magnoliopsida; Proteales; Proteaceae. The transcript is spliced from 5 exons. The coding region runs from base 61 to 1068 and encodes 335 amino acids. Gene Ontology annotation, molecular function: antiporter activity; UDP-galactose transmembrane transporter activity. Gene Ontology annotation, cellular component: Golgi apparatus. The record is from RefSeq and is a predicted model, not a curated record.
UUCCUUUUUAUGGAUAUAAAGGAAGGAUAAGUAAAUACCAAGAAAGACGCAUAGAGGAAAAUGGCUCCAGCGAGCAAGUCUGACAAGAAGGCUGCACUAGAUGCAGCGUCAUGGAUGUUCAACGUCGUCACUUCCGUCGGGAUCAUCAUUGUCAAUAAAGCCUUAAUGGCCACCUACGGCUUCAGCUUUGCCACAACGUUGACUGGUUUGCACUUUGCCACCACCACCUUGAUGACUCUUAUUCUCCGGUGGCUAGGAUACAUCCAACCCUCCCAUCUACCACUAGCGGAUCUUUUGAAAUUUGUAUUCUUUGCAAACUUCUCCAUUGUUGGAAUGAAUGUGAGUCUAAUGUGGAAUUCUGUGGGCUUUUAUCAGAUUGCAAAGUUGAGUAUGAUCCCCGUAUCCUGCCUUCUUGAAGUUGUCUUGGACAAGAUGCGAUACUCUAGAGAUACAAAGCUUAGCAUACUUGUGGUUCUACUGGGUGUUGGAGUAUGCACUGUUACUGAUGUGAGUGUUAAUUCUAGAGGCUUUGUUGCUGCCUUUGUGGCGGUGUGGAGCACUGCUCUGCAACAGUAUUAUGUGCAUUUCCUCCAAAGGAAGUAUUCACUCGGAUCUUUCAACCUGCUAGGUCAUACUGCACCGGCCCAGGCUGCUUCGCUGCUGCUGUUGGGGCCAUUUCUGGAUUACUGGUUAACAAACAAAAGAGUUGACACCUAUGACUAUAAUGUCAUAUCUACGGUUUUCAUUAUGUUGUCAUGCACCAUUGCAGUAGGGACCAACCUAAGCCAAUUCAUCUGCAUUGGCAGAUUCACAGCUGUGUCUUUCCAAGUCCUUGGCCACAUGAAGACUAUACUUGUUUUGAUCUUGGGAUUCAUCUUCUUUGGGAAGGAAGGCCUGAAUUUACAAGUAGUUCUCGGCAUGGUCAUAGCAGUGGUGGGGAUGAUCUGGUAUGGUAAUGCAUCAUCUAAGCCUGGAGGAAAAGAGCGUCGAAGUCAUUCAAUGCCUAACAAUAGACCACAAAAACAUAGUGGGAUGUCUGAGGCCAGUGAACUUGAUGGGAAGGUCUAGAGUUAACAGAAGAUGAUAAUAUGAUUUCUGUAACCUCAUUGACAUUAAGGUUAGAGCCUCGCUUUCAUCUCUCUUUUUUUUCUUUUCCCCUUUCAAUUUUGAGUCACCAUUUUCUUUCGUUGAUGUUGUAUUUGUUUAAGGGAAUGAAUACUCUUAAAAAGGAUGCAGUUUCCCUAAAUAUUCCUUUUGUUAAAAUCAUUAUUUAUAGUAAUUUAUUUUCUUCCAAAUUUUCAAACU